GUGAAUCCGUCCUGGGCAGGCUCGUGCUGCAAGGGAGGACUCUGUCUGUGAAGCGCAUGAUGUUGCAGAGACUAAAUGAGGAUGAAGUGUCCUCUUGCUGGUACAAAUAAAAGAUUCCUAAUUAACACAAUUAAGAACACACUGCCCUCCCAUAAAGAGCAAGACCAUGAACAAAAAGAGGGUACUAAGGAAACCGCAAAAAGCCAGGACCAGAAAGACACGAAGAAGCAGAGAAGUCAUCCUUACAAGCACAGCUUGCAUGCUCGAAGCUCCGUGAGCUACUCUCCUCCAAGGAAGCGGGGCACCAGGGACAAGUGCGACCCACGACCCAACAGGCACUGA
Octodon degus (degu) is the source of this 342-nucleotide messenger RNA. Its product is annotated as protein POLR1D-like. The record is from RefSeq and is a predicted model, not a curated record. The transcript has 2 exons. The coding region runs from base 76 to 342 and encodes 88 amino acids. NCBI's taxonomy places the organism in Eukaryota, Metazoa, Chordata, Mammalia, Rodentia, Octodontidae.